AUGAGCCCUGCAUCAGCUAUUAUUGUAAGACUCGACGGAUGUCCACUUGAGCUUGUGCGCGUAUUGUUGCCUGCUGGGCCAGUGACGGUCUAUCCACCAUGGGAUACCAUUAGCUGCGAAGAACAGGUGAAAGAGAACAAGGCGAAGAAGAGCGUCGAGAGACGAGUCGGGUUGCUCCAACCGUCCCAACGUCCAAAACUCUUGGCCCCCGUCUUGUUUGGAGGAGAGCCGUCGACCUUUCGCACGGGCCGCUUGCUCGAUGCAGGGACGACGCAGGCCGGCUUGGCAGCCAACUCGUGGAGCGAACUGACAGCUCCUUAUUGCGACGACACAAGGACUGGCCAAAAAAGAAUCCAAAGACAUGGCCGUCGCCUGAACCCCCACGUCGCCCAUCAUCACCAUCUCCAAACCAUCCUCCCCACAGCCCGCACCGCCGCCCCCCCGCCGCUCCCUUGCCCACUACCCUACCCUCCUCCCCCAUCAAUCACUGUGCCCUCCCAUGGAGGCUUGGAACAGCUCCCUGGCCAGCACACCUCCACCUCCACCUCCACCUGCACCUGCACCUGCACCUGCACUGUACCCGCACCCGCUCUCGCACCCGUACCCGUACCCGCACACACCCACGGUGAACGCCGCAUGUCCGCCAUGGCCUGGCAGUCGCCUUCGGCCAUGAAUGCCGGCGGAGCGAAUGGCGGAGGGGAUGGCAAUGCGCCAGCAGGGACCGAGUACACAUUGCAGGGCGUCAUGCGCUUCUUGCAGCUCGAAUGGCACAAUCACGAACGGGCCAGAAACGCCUGGGACAUUGAACGCGCCGAGAUGAAGGCCAAAAUCGCCAAACAGGAGGGCGAGGUCAGGAGUGCAAAGAAGCUGAACGAUCAACUCAACAAACACAUCCGUAUGCUGGAGCAGGCCUUGACCAACGAGCGCAAGAAGAAGGCCGAAGCAGUCGGCGGUGACACUUCGGCCGCGACCAACGAAAAGGACGGCAAGGGCAAGAAAGCUGGCACAAGGCCCCAGAACAAGAAACACAACUCCUUCCUCGACGUAGACUCCGAGUAUCUCGACCGAGCAGAAGCUGACCGUGAACGCGAAAUGCUGCGAGAAAAGUCGAAACAAUAUCUAACCAAAUGUGUCGAGGAAAUCACCUAUCUCUUGACACCUCCACCGCAGCCUCCGUCACAACAACAGGGCCUCCACACUCUUGCAAAUGGCACCAACUACAUGAACCACGGUGAUGCGUCCAUGGACGAGCUUUACAUUCAGCAACACCGCCAGAAGUUGCAGUCACAACUACCCACCAUGCCAGGCACAUCCAUGCCAGGCACAUCCAUGCCAAACCACCAACCUCCCGCUAUGCCUACGGCUGUCGAUCUCCAUAACCUUGCCAGUCAGCAUCAGAUACAUCAUGCCCCUCAAAUGACACGGGAGCCGUCUGGCCAACAGCCCCUUCCCCACAACACCAGCCUCUCUCAAGACCUUCUACGACAGCAAACCCCACUACCCAAUCAACAGCAUUAUUCUGCAGUGCCCGAAGAGCAGGUCGAGAAAGUCACGCAUGCAUUUGAUGAACAGGGUCGUCAACUGCCAACACCCGAGGAAGACAACCAGCCUACUACGAACCACGUCGCACCUGAAGAUACUAACGAAUGGACAUUUGAAGAGCCCAUUUCCGAGCUGACGCAGGAUGGGCCACCGAGACGACCAGACACGGAAGAAUUUCCGUCCGCGAAUAGCAUACCAGCCAAGUCCCCACCACGUCCCAGCAAGGGCCGCAACAAGGAUACUACAAGAAGACUGAGCAGUGAUCUGAAAGCUCAACAGGUAGCCGCUCAAUCCGCACCCAAGACAGAUCCCCAGAGCUUCAAAGUCCGUUUUGCACUCCGAGGACACCUAGAUGUUGUCCGUUCUGUCGUCUUCACAGGAGGUGGAAGUCCUAGCGAGCCAGAAAUAUGUACAGCAGGAGACGAUGGAAUGAUCAAGAGAUGGAUGAUACCCGCGAGCUACGCAAGCCAGCACAGCAUGAACAAUGAUCUAGACAUUGCGCCAUUUUGGUCACACAGAGGGCACGAAGGUGCCGUCACAUCUUUGGCUGCAUGUCCCUCGUCUGCUCACUUUGCGACCGGUGGCCGCGUAUCAGGCGAUGGCUGGAUAUUUUCUGGAGGACAGGACGCCACGAUUCGUGUUUGGGAACGUGGUCGUGUCGAUCCCAAAGCCACUCUCGAUGGCCACACUGACGCCGUCUGGACUGUAUGCGUACUUCCUGCGACCUGUGCUACUGUAUUUGGCGCCGACAGCAAUAACUACGGAGGCCCAGAUCGAAUAUUGCUCGCCUCGGGCUCUGCGGAUGGAACGAUUAAAAUAUGGGCAGUCAGCGCUCCCCCUCAGUUAGCGUCACCUCAAGCUGGCACUCGACGCGGUGGCAGUCGUAGGCAUUCUGUGACCUCUGGUUCGAACCAUCCCUCUUCUCCGCAGCCCAGUAUCGCAACGUCGACGCCUUUCCACUACAUGCUCAUUCAUACCAUUGAGCGCGCCACACACCCUUCGCCUACAUGCAUUAGCCCGCUUUCGCCGAAUGGGGAGAACCUUGUUGUUUCAUUCAACGACGCAUCCAUACUGGUUUACGAUGUCCGAACGGGCGAAGAGUUGAUUGGCAUGGCCAGCAAUGAGUCUUAUGACGGCACACCGGCUACUGGCAUCACUUCGGUUGUGACAAGCACGCAGCUGCUAGAGGGCUCGUCACAAGAGGGUGGGCGUAGCGGAUCUGAAGAGGAGGCGAUUCAUGGACCUACGGGAUCCAACAGUAGCGGAGGACUUGAAGGUGUCAUUAUAAGUGGACAUGAAGACCAUCUCAUACGGUUCUUCGAUGCCAAUUCAGGUCAAUGCACAUACAGUAUGCUUGCCCAUCCUGCUGCCAUCUCCUCCCUCUCCCUCAGCAAAGAUGGUCGCGAAGCUGUUUCUGCUGGCCACGACGCUUCCAUUCGCUUCUGGUCACUGGACAAGCGCAUUUGCACACAAGAAAUCACAGCGCAUCGUAUCAUGCGCGGCGAGGGUGUGUGCAGCGUUGUCUGGAGUCAGGACGGCCGUCUGGUAGUCUCAGCAGGCGGCGAUGGCAUCGUAAAAGUCUUCGCAAGAUAG
Molecule: messenger RNA, 3135 nt
Organism: Plenodomus lingam JN3
Lineage: Eukaryota; Fungi; Ascomycota; Dothideomycetes; Pleosporales; Leptosphaeriaceae
Molecular function (GO): protein binding
Source: RefSeq, a predicted model, not a curated record